AAAUCUUUGGUGUUCCCAGAGCACAUAUGUGAAGUUUUAGCUCAAAAUACCAUUUAAAUAAUUUAUUAUAGCAUGUUAAAAUUGCCACUUUGUAGGUGUGUGCAAAAAUGUGGCGUUUUGGGUGUGUCCUUUAAAAUGCAAAUGAGCUGAUGAAAUUCAAACACUGAUCACAAUGAUGGUGGUUUGUUGCAAUUAAAACUCAAUUGUGGUUUUCUCUGCACUAAAUGGCAGUGCUGUGAUUGGAUAGUGCAGAUUAAGGGGUGGUAUUAUUAUAAUAAGAGCUUUUUAUGACAUCAUAAGGAGAGCCAAAUUUCAACAACCUAUUUUUUCAUGUGCUUGUAGAGAAUGGUUUACCAAAACUAAGUUACUGGGUUGAUCUUUUUCACAUUUUCUAGGUUGAUAGAAGCACUGGGGACCCAAUCAUAGCACUUAAACAUGGAAAAAGUCAGGUUUUCACGCCAUGGCCCCUUUAAAGAUGUUAUUACGAAAGGUCUUUUACACACAGGAGGAAGUUGAGUCACAACUAGAAGUAGAUAUUAUGCUAAGAUGGCAGCGCUGAUGGUUUCACGCCUUCCCGCCCUUGGCCCUUUUAAUGUAAGGGCCAUUUCAUCACUUGCUGCUCAUAAAAAAGUUCCAGUGACAGACAGAAAGGAUGAAAGCUCAACAAGUCUGGUCCCGUUCAGAGAGAAAAGCACAGCAUUAGCACCGAAACCAGCCUCAUCGCUCAGCAGCAAAGGUGAAUACAUCAUUACCAAGUUGGAUGAUCUGGUCAACUGGGCACACAGAAGCUCCUUGUGGCCAAUGACUUUUGGCCUGGCUUGUUGUGCUGUGGAGAUGAUGCACAUGACUGCCCCUCGCUAUGACAUGGAUCGAUUUGGUAGUUUUUUCAGAGGCAGCCCUAGACAGGCUGAUGUCAUGAUCGUCGCAGGAACGUUAACCAAUAAAAUGGCCCCUGCCUUACGAAAGUUGUAUGAUCAGAUGCCAGAGCCCAGAUACGUCAUCUCCAUGGGAAGUUGUGCUAAUGGUGGUGGCUACUAUCAUUACUCUUAUUCUGUGGUCCGGGGUUGUGAUCGUAUUGUUCCAGUAGACAUCUACGUCCCAGGCUGCCCUCCCACCGCCGAGGCUUUGCUUUAUGGGAUACUGCAGUUAAAGAGGAAGAUUAAUCGAGAACGGAAAUUGAGAAUUUGGUAUCGCAAAUGAGAAGAGAUUGUGGAUGUUGUUAGAUCUGGUCUCCACACCACAGACAAAAUAAAAAACGGUCCAGCCCCGGACACCAGAUCAUGUCAGAAAAUAUAAGUUUACUUGUUUAUCUGUCAGAUAAAAGGUUGAUCAAUCGUUGCUAGAGGAGAGCAUAAACAGAGGCGUGAGACGAAGGUUUAGAUGAUAAAAUUUUGAUUGAUGGACAGUUAGUUUUAGUUGCAUAUGCCUCAAUGUUCAAACCUCGUCUACCACAUGAAUACAGCAUGUACUGUUAUAUCCAAAUUGGUCAGCUGCAACAUCCCUUAGACCUUGGGCUUCAUAAACAUUCUCUUAUCUAUCGCUGUUUACACACAGACAGAACAGCUCUUGAAACUUCACAAAUGUGAAACUGCACCACCAUGAAAUCAUAUAUAAUAUAGAAAUAUAAUGAAUAAAUGAAUUAAUUAACAAUAAUGUAACAAUAAAAUUGAUAAUGAUAAAAUAAUAUUAAAUAAUAAAAUAAACAAUUAUAUGUAUAACUAAUGAUUAUAAAAAUAAAUGAUUAGAAAUAAACUAAAAAACAAAACACAAUAAUAAAAACAUUCUGCACGUGAGGAUCUAAGGUAGGAUCCUUCACUCCCCCCUCCUAAUCAUAUAAGACAAAAUUAAAUUAUUAUAGCAAGCAAACUUUCAUAAUCUUUAUCAAAACACAUCUUUAAAAAGCUUGGAUGGCCAGUCCUUACUUUUCUUUCUACACAUUCUUAAAAGAACUGGGCUGCAUUCCCCGAAACCUUCUUAGCUCUAUGUCGUUCUUAAGUUGUACCUUAAGCUGUACCUUAUCGUUAAUACGUGUUUCCCGAAACGUUCUUAGUUACGUAUCACUUCUGUAAGUCAUUCGUUCGGAAGGUUGGUCUGGAGCACUCUUAGCUAUACCUUAUCCCACUUGACUCUGUGAUAAAAGCUUGUGUAUAUUGCAGUCUAUAUAACUAAAUAUCUGUAAAAAAAAGUUGAAGUACAUCCGUGUUAAAUUAGGCAUUUUUUAAUUUAAAGAAUAAAACAUUCACAUAAUUAGACAUUAUUACACUGAUGGUUGUUAGAUUUUUAAUAUUUUUUUCCAAAGGAACAUCAGCUUCGAACUAUUAUUACAGGCUUAAGAAACUAUUAAAAAAAAAAGAGUUUGGGUGGAGGAGUUGGUGAAACUAUGGCAGGCAGCUAUACAUACAGCGAAUCUUACUAUUUCAUUUGUGUAUUUCAUAUCCGUUAAAUCUUUAGUUUACCGGCUAUUUUAGCUGCAAUAAAACAAAUCAAGUAAAAUCGCAUGCCACAUUCAUCACAAAAUCAUAAUUGUUGAUUUUCCUAAAUAUUAUUAUUGAUGUUAAGUCGACUUUGCAUCAAAGUUUUUAAAUGUUUUCUAACUUUGAGACAGCUGCAUAUUCUUUAUAAACACUCAAAAGAAACUGCUCCACUUGAUUAUUGCUUGUAUAAACUCAACAAAUUUUCCACAUUAAAACUAAUCAAAGCUAAAAUCUAAAACAAUCAUAAUAUAUAUUUAUAUAUCAUAUAAUAUAUAUUUAUGUUAUAUUUAAGGUAAACAGACAGGCGCAGCUCCAGAAAUGCGUCCAUUAAGCGUUAUCCGCAUUGUAAACGCGCUGCUUGCGCAGUGUCCAAGCACAUAAACGCGUGAACUAAUGAACAACAAUUUGUUUUUAUAUAUUUUAAGUGUAAUGCCAAGCCAGGUGACUUGCGCGACCCACCUUAUUCCCCUGUGCAAUGCAUUUAUUGGGAACCCCUAAUAUAAAUUAUCCUUUAAAGUGAAGGAAUAAUGGAUGCAUUGGAGCAGUUUAUGCAUGAUACGUUUGAAAAUGAAUUGCAGGUUUUGCACGGGUUUGAUAUAAAAUAAAAUAUACAAGGUUUAUAUUUAGUUGUUUGCAAUUUGAAAUAUUUUUACAAGAUAUUCCUAAUAAAUUUAACUUGAACUAUUUCUAAAAAUGUUUCUUUAAUAAAGAACACCGCUAUCUCAUAACGCAGCGAAACCUAUUAUAUAAAGUGAACAAUUGAUUGUCGAGCAAUCGAUAUCAACCUAUUCAGCACCAUCGCCAUGGACAGCACCUGGUAACGUCGUACGUAAGAAGGAAUACCUUAAGAAACCCGCUAAGGUACAGUUCGGGAAACACGCCUAGAAAAGGUAAACCUGUAGUUAAGGUUUAACGUAAGAGUCUUCUUAGCGCGCUAAGAGACAACGUUAUCGGGAAACGCAGCCCUGGGGCCUCAUUUAUAAACGUUGCGUACGCACAAAAGAAGGCGUACGCCACUCUCUACGCAAUAGUUGUUAUUUAUAAAAAGCAAACUUGACGGGAAAAUGUGCUGUCCGUCACGCAAGCUCUGACCCAGGCGUACACACAAAAACGGGUGAAAUGAGAAAUGGCGACACCGAAGGCAGAUGGAAGAAACACGUGAAAGUGAAAGUAAAAAUGACAACACUACCUCUCAUAAAUAGCAUGAAGACUUCACAAAGCAAGUCUUACAAUUAACAGCCUACACGAACACCCGUUUGAUCGAUCAGCAGUGAAACAAAAUAAAUAAAUAAAUAAAUCUAAAAUUACAACAAAAAUUCAAAUGAACACAUAUUUGCUAAAAGAAAAGUGAAAUAUGUUCUGCAAUAAUAUUGGCAUGUUGUGCAAUUCAUCCUCUAUGUACAAAACUGAUAUUCUCGUCAAUGUGUCCGUCUGGCGGAGCAGAUAUAGAUGCAAUUACAUAGACAGAUAGAUAGAUAAUUAAGGAGAUAUAUAGUUAGAUAGAUAGAUAAAUAAAUAGAUAGAUGUAUUAAUUGUCCAUUGGGGAAAGUUGUUUUCAUAGUAAACCAUAUCUUCAUAAUCUACGGAAUUAUGGUAUUUAUGCAUAUGCCUUUAGUGUGUUUUAUUUUUGAUAAAACAAUGUAUGGCGUAUGUCUCAACCAUUCAGGAAGCAACAAGAAAUUACAUUUGCGCUGAACAAUGUCCCAUUUCCACGUCGAUUAUUACCGACAUCUGUAGCUUGUCAGAUGCAAUUAAAUGAAUGGAAAUAAAAUGCCCCAUCACAAUGCGUAAUGCCCACACUGUGCCCUCCAAACAACGUUUUUCUCCUCUUUUCCCCCUCGCCAACGAUAACUUCUACUUCACAUUGAGUGAAUUUACGU
This is a messenger RNA of Misgurnus anguillicaudatus (oriental weatherfish), 4354 nucleotides long. RefSeq names its product NADH-quinone oxidoreductase subunit B-like. NCBI's taxonomy places the organism in Eukaryota, Metazoa, Chordata, Actinopteri, Cypriniformes, Cobitidae. Gene Ontology annotation, cellular component: respiratory chain complex I. The record is from RefSeq and is a predicted model, not a curated record. Gene Ontology annotation, molecular function: quinone binding; NADH dehydrogenase (ubiquinone) activity; 4 iron, 4 sulfur cluster binding. Gene Ontology annotation, biological process: aerobic respiration; mitochondrial respiratory chain complex I assembly; electron transport coupled proton transport.